UUAUCAUCCCCGCAGGAGAAACCGGGUCGAUUCGAGCGAAGGGAAAAGGAGGGCAUGGCGUCGUGGAACUCGCUCGGCUUGGAGAUCACGUACGAGGCCUUCGGAUGGAUCGCCUUCUUCUCCUGGUCCUUCAGCUUCUACCCUCAAGUUAUUCUCAAUUACAAGAGGAAAAGCGUGGUGGGCUUGAAUUUCGAUUUCCUGGUGCUCAACAUGACGAAGCACUCGUCGUAUCUCGUAUAUAACGCGGCCAUGUUCUUUAGCCCUGUGAUCAAGAGGCAGUAUCAUGAGAAGUAUGGUUUCGGAGAGAUGAUUCCUGUAGCUGCAAAUGAUGUGGCUUUUUCAGUACAUGCUGUUGCGUUGACGGCUUUUACAUUGUUCCAAGUUUUGAUCUAUGAACGUGGAAGUCAGAAGGUCUCAAAGACUUGCAUUGGUAUCACUGUUAUUGUCUUGCUUUAUGCUGUGGUCUGUGUGUUCUUAGCCUGGCCCAAUCAUUCUUGGCUUUGGCUCAUCUCUGUUUUCAACACAAUACAGGUUAUCAUGACAGCAAUCAAGUACAUCCCACAGGCAUUCAUGAACUUCCAGCGCAAGAGUACAGUGGGUUGGAGUAUCGGCAAUAUCUUGCUUGAUUUAUUGGGUGGCGUGCUGAACUUUGGUCAGAUGGGUGUGCAGUCUAUAGAUCAGGAGACACUAGUUAACUUCUAUGGAAAUUUUGGCAAGACACUGCUUUCACUGGAAGUAGUGCUCUUUGAUAUUCUCUUCAUUUUCCAGCAUUAUGUGCUCUAUCCUGUGAAGAAUGAAGGAAACCCAACCUUUAUGGAAGAAAAUAUUACUCCACUUAUCAAUUCUGAAGAGAAACCGCAGUUAGCAAAUGUGUAGGGGAUUUCCCGAACUUUGCUUGCCUUAAGAUCAUUCAGACUGCAUAUUAACGAUUGUACUGCAUUCAACGACGCAAUGUUAAACUGGGAGCAAAAAGGGAAGGCAUAAGUUUGGAGGUGAUCGAUCUGUUUUGCAUGAGCAUCAUGCAGUUGUAUGAGGCUGUAAUUCAUAAAUGGUGCUUUGAUGCAUAUUGAAACUUGACAAUUAAAGUGAUAUUCUCCUGUGAUGAUA
Molecule: messenger RNA, 1107 nt
Organism: Musa acuminata AAA Group (dessert banana)
Lineage: Eukaryota; Viridiplantae; Streptophyta; Magnoliopsida; Zingiberales; Musaceae
Product: cystinosin homolog
Exons: 8
Coding region: 55-876 (273 amino acids)
Biological process (GO): L-cystine transport
Cellular component (GO): vacuolar membrane
Molecular function (GO): L-cystine transmembrane transporter activity
Source: RefSeq, a predicted model, not a curated record